AUGUCUUUAGCAAAUUACUCCAACAUGAACUCUGUGUCCAUUGCAAAUAGCUUAGGAUCUGGUUCACGGGCACCCAUACUUAUUCCUGAAGAGUAUAAUUCGUGGGUUGGCCGUAUGAAUCUUCAUCUUAACGCUAUAAAUGAAGAUAUCUGGAAGUGUGUAGAAGGAACAUAUGUUACUCCAGAAAAUAUGGCUACUCUUGCUACGAAUCAAGCCACUCAAACCGAUAUCAUAAGAAAGUUGGAACUCCAAGCCAAAAAGGAACUUGUGUCUGGAAUACCUCACAUUAUUCUAAGUCAAAUGGAUGACAUUAUGAUGUUAACCGCAAAUCAAAUUUGGGAAAAUUUGAAAAAUCGUUUUUGUGGAAAUAAAAGAAUUAUCGGAAACAAAAGAACAUCUGUUUUGAAUGAAUUCGAUAAUUUCAAAAUGCUUUCAUCAGAAACUAUCCAUGAUGCUCAUGAUAGGUUCAAUUUGAUUAUGGGAAAUCCAGCUAUUCAUACCGAAUCUUUGUACAAUUUGUAUGGAGAACUUCAAUCGUAUGAAUCCUCGAUUGACCCACCAACCAUUGCAGCUUUUGGAGGACCACUUGCUCUUGUGUCCACAACUUCUCAAAACCAAACACCUUACAAUGAUCAAAACUUUAAUCAUUUUAAUCAGACUACAUCUUUUCAAAACCAAUCCUUCCAGUCUGAUUCAAAUGAUGAAGCAGAUUAUCAACAACUGUGUGCUUUGGUUGCAAACACAAAUCUCCAGAGAUUUAUCCCAAAUCAUGGAACAAAUCACUAUGCCAGAGAAUGCCGAGCCAAAAACAAAACCAAAAUCAAAGACUUAGCAUACUAUGCUCAAAGAGCCGAUGAAUUGAAGAAACUGGAAAACCAAGAAAAGCAAAAAGCAUUGAUGGCAAUCCAUGAACCAAGCGUGGAAUACUGGCCAACAUCUGAUGACGAAGCUGAUAAUGAACAAGCACAAUCAAACUUCUGCUUUGUAGCUGGUGUUGAAAUACCUUCAAGAGCUCCAAACGUCAUAGAACAGGUAUGGUCUAUGAUCUCUGAACUUGGUUUUUCCAAAACAAUUUUUGAGUCCCACAUAACCAAAAUUGAGACUAGUCUGGAAACUGAUCUCAAAACAUAUCAUGACACAAUGGUCAAUUAUGAUAUUUGCAAAUCUGAGUUACAAACCUUGCAACUCAAAUUUGGAGAAUCAACAAGAACUAAAAGCAAAUUGGAAAGAGACGUUGAAAGAAAAUCAGAAGAUUAUAAUCACGUCUUGGAACAAUUAAAUCAGUCCCUAAUUCAAAAAAGGGAUUUGGAACUAAAAGAUCAGUCAAUCAUUUCUUCUGAAACAAAAGAUGUUUUAGAAAUGGAAAUCCUUCAGUUGAAACAAGACUUUCAAGAAUCAACUGAUAAAUACAAUAUUCUAAAUGAAAAACUGACUGAUUCUUUAAAACAAAUCAAUUCUCUUAAAACCGAGAAUAAAAGACUGAUAUGGAAUAUGGAUUCUAUCAAAGUUGCUAGAAAACUAAGUGAUGAUAUUUUCACAAAGGCAAACACCUUAGGAACUGGCAAAAUUGAUACGAAUUAUAGACCAGGAAUUGGAAGAGAAUCCUUUGAAAUUGAACAAGCAGAAUAG
Molecule: messenger RNA, 1629 nt
Organism: Lactuca sativa (garden lettuce)
Lineage: Eukaryota; Viridiplantae; Streptophyta; Magnoliopsida; Asterales; Asteraceae
Source: RefSeq, a predicted model, not a curated record